CUCCAUCCCCCAUCACAGUCAUAAGGAAAGACAGGACAUCCAGGAACAGCGUGUCUCUGUCUUGGCAGGAACCCGAACAUCCGAAUGGGAUCAUCUUGGACUACGAGGUCAAAUACUAUGAAAAGCAGGAACAAGAGACAAGCUAUACUAUUCUGAGAGCCAAAGGCACCAAUGUUACCAUCAGUGGCCUCAAACCUGAUACAACCUACGUCUUCCAAAUUCGAGCCCGAACUGCAGCUGGAUAUGGGACAAACAGCCGCAAGUUUGAGUUUGAAACAAGUCCAGAUUCAUUCUCCAUUUCCAGUGAGAAUAGCCAGGUUGUAAUGAUUGCCAUUUCAGCGGCAGUAGCCAUAAUUCUCCUCACAGUUGUGGUGUACGUCUUGAUUGGGAGAUUCUGUGGAUACAAGAAGUCUAAACACAGCACUGAUGAGAAAAGACUACAUUUUGGGAAUGGCCAUUUAAAACUCCCAGGCCUGAGAACUUACGUGGAUCCACAUACGUACGAGGAUCCCAAUCAAGCUGUGCAUGAAUUUGCCAAGGAACUAGAUGCUUCUAAUAUAUCCAUUGAUAAAGUAGUUGGAGCAGGGGAAUUUGGAGAGGUGUGCAGUGGGCGCCUAAAGCUGCCUUCUAAAAAGGAAAUUUCAGUGGCUAUCAAAACCCUGAAAGUUGGCUACACAGAAAAACAAAGAAGGGACUUCCUUGGAGAAGCAAGCAUCAUGGGUCAGUUUGACCACCCUAAUAUCAUUCGAUUAGAAGGAGUCGUCACUAAAAGUAAACCAGUUAUGAUUGUUACUGAAUAUAUGGAAAAUGGCUCUUUGGACAGCUUCCUAAGGAAACAUGAUGCCCAGUUCACAGUCAUCCAGCUAGUAGGCAUGCUUCGAGGGAUCGCAUCUGGCAUGAAGUAUUUGUCAGAUAUGGGAUAUGUCCACCGAGAUCUAGCUGCUCGUAAUAUCCUCAUCAAUAGUAACUUGGUAUGCAAAGUCUCAGAUUUUGGUCUCUCUCGUGUACUGGAAGAUGAUCCAGAAGCUGCUUACACCACAAGGGGGGGCAAGAUUCCCAUCCGAUGGACAUCCCCAGAAGCCAUUGCAUAUCGGAAGUUCACAUCAGCCAGUGACGCAUGGAGCUAUGGGAUUGUUCUCUGGGAGGUGAUGUCUUAUGGAGAGAGGCCAUACUGGGAGAUGUCCAACCAGGAUGUGAUAAAGGCUGUUGAUGAAGGGUAUCGCUUGCCACCUCCUAUGGACUGCCCAGCUGCCUUGUAUCAGCUGAUGCUGGACUGCUGGCAGAAAGACAGAAACAACAGACCCAAGUUUGAGCAGAUUGUCAGCAUCCUGGAUAAACUGAUCCGUAAUCCCAGCAGUCUGAAAAUUAUCACCAAUGCGGCAGCAAGGCCAUCAAAUCUUCUCCUGGACCAAAGUAACAUUGACAUUUCAGCCUUCCGCACAACAGGUGAUUGGCUCAACGGUUUUCGGACAGGCCAGUGCAAAGACAUUUUCACAGGCGUGGAGUACAGCACCUGUGAUACAAUAGCCAAGAUUUCUACAGAUGACGUGAAGAAAGUCGGCGUCACAGUUGUGGGGCCUCAAAAGAAGAUUGUUAGCAGUAUCAAAGCUCUAGAAACUCAUACAAAGAACAACCCUGUUCCUGUGUAAGGUACCAAAAUGACGUGGCUCAGGAGAGAAAAAAAGAGAAAAGUUACGUCAGAGGGCAAAAAUGACGGCUGAUAAGUGGCAGAAUUUAAAAGAGUCCUUUGCAACAGCUUUGGAAACAUGAUGAUUGAAAUUUCAAACCCACUGAGACACUCAAAUAUUGAGUAUAAAUGCCUUAAAAAUAGGAGCGAACUUGUUUUCUAUCUGUUAAUCCUAAAGGGUGGGUGCUCUUGACUGACUGUUAAUGCAGAUAGUAAAUUUCAAAAGAAAAAAAAAGUAAAAAAUCCUUCCAAGUAAAAACCAGUGAUACUAAAACUUAGAGCCAUUUGAGUAUUAAGUGACUGAGUAACACAAAAAACCCAUGGACAUAAAAGCUGUGUAUUUGAUCUAUACAGCAAACAAGAAGAA
Merops nubicus (carmine bee-eater) is the source of this 2054-nucleotide messenger RNA. RefSeq names its product ephrin type-A receptor 3. Gene Ontology annotation, cellular component: neuron projection. NCBI's taxonomy places the organism in Eukaryota, Metazoa, Chordata, Aves, Coraciiformes, Meropidae. Gene Ontology annotation, molecular function: ATP binding; protein binding; transmembrane-ephrin receptor activity. The record is from RefSeq and is a predicted model, not a curated record. Gene Ontology annotation, biological process: axon guidance; protein phosphorylation. The annotation marks the transcript as partial. The transcript has 12 exons.